Molecule: messenger RNA, 1011 nt
Organism: Lasiosphaeria miniovina
Lineage: Eukaryota; Fungi; Ascomycota; Sordariomycetes; Sordariales; Lasiosphaeriaceae
Product: Intradiol ring-cleavage dioxygenase
Exons: 2
Coding region: 1-1011 (336 amino acids)
Biological process (GO): catechol-containing compound metabolic process
Molecular function (GO): ferric iron binding; catechol 1,2-dioxygenase activity
Source: RefSeq, a predicted model, not a curated record
AUGGCCACCAACGGUGUUAACGGCGUCAACGGCGUCCAUGCCGUCGAUGGUGUCAAUGGCGCCAAGGCCGUCAACGGCACCAACGGUGUUAGCCAGGCCCCUGAGCCCACCCCGGCCAAGCCCUCUCACAGAUUCGACCCGGACUUCACCCGUCUCGUCGUUGAGAACAUGGGACCCAAGACCACCGAGAGGCACCGUGUCGUCCUUGGUGCCCUGAUCACCCACAUUCACGACUUCGCCCGCGAGGUUGAGCUCAGUGUCGACGAGUGGAUGGAGGGUGUCAAGUUCGUCAACGCCCUUGGCGAGAUCUACACCAAGAGCAACAAGACACGGAACGAGACUCACCGUAUCUGCGAUGUCCUCGGCCUCGAGUCCCUCGUUGACGAGAUCGCCCACAAAAUCAUUGCCGAGGGCGACAUCGACCCUACAUCGUCGUCCAUUCUUGGCCCCUUCUGGUCGCCUAAUGCUCCUUUCCGUGAGCUCGGUGGCAGCAUCAUCCAGGACGGCGUGCCGCCCAACGGCCGCGUUACCAAGAUGCACGGCGUGAUCCGCGACAUCAUCACUGGCAAGCCCAUUCCCGGUGCCGUCUUCGACAUCUGGCAGGCGUCGGCCAACGGCAGGUACGACUUCCAGGACCCUGACAACCAGACCCCCAACAACCUCCGUGGCAAGUUCCGCGCCGACGCCGACGGCAAGUAUACGCUCUACUGCCUGCAUCCCACAGCCUACAGCCUGCCCACCGACGGCCCCUCGUGGCAGCUGCUGUGCAUGAUGGACCGCCACCCCAUGCGGCCAGCUCACAUCCACAUCAUGGUGACGCACCCCGAGUUCCAGGGCUGCACCACCCAGCUCUACCCCAGCGACGACCAGUGGCUCUCCACCGACACCGUCUUCGCCGUCAAGGACGACCUGGUCGUCGACUUCAAGCCCCUCGAGGGCGAUGACAAGGCCGUCCUCGAGCUCGAGUAUAACGUCAACCUUGCCCCCAAGGGCUACAAGGGCAAGAUGUAG